Messenger RNA from Komagataella phaffii GS115, 918 nucleotides. RefSeq names its product Chitin deacetylase, together with Cda1p involved in the biosynthesis ascospore wall component. The record is from RefSeq and is a predicted model, not a curated record. Gene Ontology annotation, cellular component: prospore membrane. Gene Ontology annotation, biological process: carbohydrate metabolic process; ascospore wall assembly. The transcript has a single exon. Gene Ontology annotation, molecular function: chitin deacetylase activity. NCBI's taxonomy places the organism in Eukaryota, Fungi, Ascomycota, Pichiomycetes, Pichiales, Pichiaceae. The coding region runs from base 1 to 918 and encodes 305 amino acids.
AUGACUCAAAAGACACAGUAUAUAAUCAUUUUGUUGACUCUGAUAGUUUCAGCUUUCUCCGAAAGCUCGGGUCAAAAUGCUGACGGGGCUCUCCCUUCUGAUUCUACCGAAAUAUUCAAAACCCAACCAUUCCCUGACUGGCUCCAUGCCUUCACUGGGCUUAAUGCUUGGCCUGAUGAAAACCCACCAUAUAUUCCCCUGGAGUUUAUCGAUUUUGAAAACAUUGUCAGUGACCCUAGAAGAGAAUUUGGAACCUGUCCCCCAGAUAGAAGUACCUGUUCCUUCGACUGUUACAAAUGCAUCAGUUUUGAUGAUGCCUAUACUUGCCCCAAACUUUCGCAGACAUUCGACGAUGGCCCAUCUCCUUCUACCCCUAAAUUGCUGGCAGCAUUAACGCACAACACCACAUUCUUCACCGUUGGGCUGAAUGUAGUUAAGUACCCAGAAGUGUAUCAGCAGAUACAGCAGAAGGGUCAUCUCUUAGGAUUGCACACCUGGAGUCAUAAGUUUCUUCCCUCGUUAUCGAACGAGGAAAUCAUUGCUCAAUUUCAGUGGUCAAUUUGGGCAAUGAAUGCAACUGGUCACCACCUGCCCAAGUGGUACAGACCACCAUAUGGUGGAAUUGACAAUCGAGUUAGGUCGAUUGCACGUCAAUUCGGAAUGCAAGCUGUGCUUUGGGAUUAUGACUCCUUCGAUUGGAAAUUGGAGUCAGUCCCUCCUCAGCGAACUGAAAGCGAAAUCUAUAGUGACGUUCAAAGAUGGAGACACAAAACAUGGAGUCCAGCGGGUUUGAUUCUCGAACACGACGGUAUGCCCAAAACAGUCGAUGCUGGCAUUGAAAUCAGUAAGAUUAUCGGUCCUGAUCAGCUUACCGUGGCAGAGUGUGUCGGAGGCAUUGAUUACAUUCGAACUUUUUAG